AUGUCGACCAUCGUGACAAGGCCCAGUCCCCGGGACGCCAAGCAGGGUCGCAUGAUUCACUGGAACGAGGACCGGUGCCUGAGCAUCGUGGAAGCCAAGAGGGCGCAGGGUUUUCUCGACGAGGAGAUCCUGCUGGGCCCGACGGCUACUCAGUGGAAGAUCAUUGGCAACAGCGUGGCGAGGGAGGUCUCGCUGGCCCUGGGUGUCGUGAUUGCAGACGCAGUGAUGCGCAGUUACGGCGGCAACUUCCGGGCGCUCGAGGAGGCAGAGGAGGAGGCCAUGGUGGAGCGCUCGCCGUACUGGGAGGCGGCGCCGAGCCGGGGGUCCGGGGGGGUCGGAUACCCCAGAGACGAGCGUGCCGACGAGCCCGGGAGCGACGGCGCCACCGCCACGAGGAAAUAG
This is a messenger RNA of Cordyceps fumosorosea ARSEF 2679, 402 nucleotides long. RefSeq names its product DNA methyltransferase Dim-2. The transcript has a single exon. Gene Ontology annotation, cellular component: nucleus. The record is from RefSeq and is a predicted model, not a curated record. Lineage: Eukaryota; Fungi; Ascomycota; Sordariomycetes; Hypocreales; Cordycipitaceae. Bases 1 to 402 code for a protein of 133 amino acids.